This is a messenger RNA of Rhipicephalus microplus (southern cattle tick), 588 nucleotides long. RefSeq lists its product as uncharacterized. The record is from RefSeq and is a predicted model, not a curated record. Lineage: Eukaryota; Metazoa; Arthropoda; Arachnida; Ixodida; Ixodidae.
AUGGGACGCUUACCGCUGCUGUAUUUUCAGGUUGGUUACUUCAGAGAUACUUCCUGUUUAAAAAGUAGCAAUUACUGCCUUGUUGCGGUGUCGUGCCCUCCUGACUUGCGUGAUAAGAUGUUCCGUACAUUGCUGUUUCUUUCAUGUUUGCGCCGGAAGUUUGCAUCGUUGUUGUUGUUGCUUUCAGGUGACAUUGAAUCUAAUCCCGGCCCUGGCGUCGAGGAAACACUCGCAAUUGUUCUUGAUACAGUGCGUAGGCUGGAAGCGGGUCAGAAUACAAUAAUUGGUGAAAUUAAGGGGCUAAAAGAAAAACAGGAUGCUACUGAUAAAGAAAUCAAAAGCUUGACCAUGAGAGUGGUCACUCUGGAAGCAAAGCUGGUUUCUAAUGCCCCUCCGUCAUCCAACUUUGCUGAUGGUGCUAUUGGUUCUAUUUCUGAUCAGCUUCAAGCAGUAGUAUCAAGGUGUGAUGAAGCAGAAAAUAGAAUGCGACGGUGCAACUUGUUGUUUUUUGGAAUUCCCGAUGAGCACAAAGAGAGCUGGGAAACUUCUGAAAAUAAAAUUAUCGCCCCGACAUUCAUUGACAAUUGA